UAUUACACUACAGCACAGAAACAUGGACCUCUCCGUUUUGCCAAACAACAACCAUCCCGAUAAAUUCCUGCAACUGGAGGUUAAAUCUUUAGUGAAAAACUCUGCCUUUCUGCCAGCCAAAUGGGCAAAAUUCCCAGAAGCAGCUUUACCUGGAGUGCAGCGGUGGCACAACAGGAUCUAUUUACAGAGAGAAAAGACAACUGUCACUGAGCUGCCAGGCUUAGACUUGAACAGGGAUAGUCAAGAAAUAAUAGAUAAAUCCCUGGGGAAACACAUUACUCCCAUCACCCUGAAAUCCACAAUCAAGAGCAACCCAUUGUAUAGUGAUAGCCAUGUGGAUGAUGACUGGGAGCAGAAGAAAAAGACCCCUUCCUGGACUGUGCAAGACUAUGACAGACAGUCACUGCACUCUAACUUGGCCAGCCACAUAAAGGAAAAUCCUAAUGAUCUACAGUUCUGGAUGGGGGAUAUUUAUACUCCUGGGUAUGAUACCUUGUUAAAAAAGGAGAAAGAAAGAAAACAUUCAAAAUAUUGCCGAAUCAUUCUGCUCAUGGUACUGGCCAUUUGCAUCCUAAUUACUGUAAUCACACUUAGUGUUUUACUUACUUAAUAUAGCCAAAUGAUGAUGAAAAUUUUUUCAAU
This is a messenger RNA of Parus major (Great Tit), 642 nucleotides long. It is a transcript of the gene MINAR2, whose product is annotated as membrane integral NOTCH2 associated receptor 2. NCBI's taxonomy places the organism in Eukaryota, Metazoa, Chordata, Aves, Passeriformes, Paridae. The record is from RefSeq and is a predicted model, not a curated record. The transcript is spliced from 3 exons. Bases 23 to 610 code for a protein of 195 amino acids.